Chironomus riparius is the source of this 1918-nucleotide messenger RNA. The record is from the annotation of a GenBank genome assembly. Lineage: Eukaryota; Metazoa; Arthropoda; Insecta; Diptera; Chironomidae.
GACGUUUUCAAUUUGUGUACAUAAAGUUAUAAUUUUCAUGAAAAACAAAUUAAUUUUAUUAAUUGAUAUAUUUAACAGUCAAAUCGUUAAUUAAGGCAGUAGAUCUUUACACUACUAUUGACAUAGAAUCUUGUAGAACAGAAAGUACACGAAUAGAAGCAACUAAUCUUAAAUUUAAGUCAAUCGAAUCAAAAUGUCUUCAAAUAACUUGGAAAGUACGGUGCUAAAUUCAAUUUCCGAGAAACCUUCGAACAAUGACGUAGCUAUAGAUAUUGAGCACAAUGAUGAGCAGCCAAAAAGCUCAAAUACCGAUUUCCCUAAUAUUAAGAUCUACGAUACGAUCGAUGAGUUUAAUAAUAAUCUUCCGGAAACUGUCACACUGUUAAAAAUGCCUAACAAUGUUAACGUCUACUUAGUUGGAACUGCUCAUUUCUCUGAAAAAUCCCAAGAGGAUGUAGCUAAUGUGAUAAGAAAUGUAAAACCCAGAAGUGUCGUAGUAGAGUUAUGUGAAUCUAGGAUUCAUAUAUUGAAGUUUGACGAACAGAAAUUAUUAGAGGAAGCAAAGGAUGUAAAUAUGCAGAAAAUUAGAAGUGUUAUUCGUUCAAAUGGAGUUGUGAAUGGAAUGUUUUAUAUAUUGCUAUUAAACAUGUCUGCUAAGUUGACAAAGGAGUUGGGUAUGGCACCUGGAAGUGAGUUUAGGACAGCUUUAAAGGAAGCAACUAAGCUUAACGGCUGUAAAGUUAGUCUAGGUGAUCGACCUAUUAAUAUAACAUUGCAGCGUGCAAUCAAAAGUUUAACAUUAUGGCAGACAUUAAAGCUUGUAUGGAAACUUAUGUCCAUUGACGAAAAUAUAACAAAAGAAGAAGUCGAGCAGUGUAAACAAAAAGAUUUAUUAGAAGAGCUCAUGAGAGAAAUGGCAGGUGAAUUUCCGAAAUUUGGACAAGUUUUUGUAGACGAACGAGAUAUGUAUUUGUGCUACAGUCUUCAACUUGCUUCCCUCCAUUCGAGACAUCAGCUGCAACAAUCAAAUCGACCACUUGAGCCAUUCAAUGUAGUCGGAGUAAUGGGAAUUGGACAUUGUGCUGGUGUAACAAAAUAUUGGAACUCGAAAAAGGCAAUCGCUGAAGAAAUCCCAAAAAUCAUGACAAUUCCGCCAGCAUCAAUGAGUACAAGAGUGUUUAGUGCUUCAGCAAAGUAUGGCACAUUGGCUCUAGUUGGAUAUGGAGUUUAUCGAUUGACUGCGCCUUAUAUUAGAAGAAUAUUCUGAACAAAGUUUGGACUUGUUGAUUAUUUUUUUUAACAGCACAUUACUAUCAACCUUCCUAUAAUUUAAUUGUGUUAAAUUAUCAUUUUUUAAUGAAACUAUUCCGUAAUAUCAACAAAACAUUUCAUCAAGUAUUCAGUUCUUAUGUUUUUUUGUGUUAACUAAAACAGAUAUUCUAAAGAUGCCCAGUAAUAGCACCAAUAUGAAAUAACUUCUCUUGUUGAGUAAAUCGCGGGUCGGUAAUAAGAUCCAAAUUUAAUCUGAUGGUAUGGGGAAUGAACUGGGAAUGAUUUAGAUCCUAGAAAUAGUAAGCAACGCUCGAAGGUCUGAAUAGGUCCUUUUAUUAUAAAUAGCAUGUCUAAUAUCUUUUUGUCAGCACGUGGCUCGUGAUUAUAUUCCUGAAAAGAAUAUCCUGUCUCCUUUCCUGCUCUGUCACCGACAGAGAGCAAUUUAAUUAAAUAAAUUGAACAAGUUAAAGUUUAAAAAGAUACUUUUAGAAUUAACUUAAAAGACAUUCAUUUGACAAAAAAUUGAACAAUUUUAUGAUUAAGAUCUUUAGCUAGGUUUUAUAAAGUUACUGUUUUGAGUUUCGAAUUUAUUCCACGUCGAUGCUAUUACUGGACAUCAUUCUAAAACGUUAUAUUCUUUAUUUAA